CUCCGUUCAGUCCUCCACUCACUCCUUCAUUGAUAAAAGCGACAACGCUAUGCACUCAGUGAAUGAGUCUGACAAAGAAGUAAUAGCGACCUUCACCCAUUCGUCCAUGGACGGAUACAUUAGCAAAGCCAUUCAAAGCCAUUCAAACGCACUCUGUCCCCCUCCACGACCCACACACUGUCCACUCAGCAUACGUCAACACAGCAGCUAUCGAUCCAGCAGCACUCACCACAGCAUGAUGAGGUCGCUGAGUGCUGUUGGAUGACUGAGUGAGUGAUGACAAUAAAACAUGCAAACACCCCAGCCAAGGGUGAAAAAAUGCCAAGAUGGCACACAGGGAAGCUGCAAAGAAGCACUCAAAUGAGUCAGGCAGCGACCACCAUCCAUCCCCACAUCAAAAUCACCCCACCUUGUCUGCCACCACAAUCAACCCUGCCCUCAUCUAUCUGUUUGCCUGUCUCAUGUCAUCCGCAGCAAUUUGAAUGUCUCCCUGCCGUCCCGCCCCCUCUCGGCCCACCCCACCGCCCCCCACUCCACCGCAGCCACAUCCUUGCUGAAGCCGUUGUCGAUCUCCCCCGCCAUCUCCCACUUGGCCGCCUCGUCCAGGAUGGCCCGCUGCACCACCUCACGCAACUCCAUCUUGCGGCCACCCACACCGCCCACCACAAAGCACUGCAGCUGCGGCACACGCACCACAUGGCCGCCCACAUCGGCCGUCCCGCCCACCACCUCCCUGUUGCUGUUGAUCUGGUACACUGCCGACUUGACGAAGUGCUCCGCUGCCGCACAGACUCGGCGGGCCAUGUCGCUGUGCCGCACACCGAUGGCUUCACCGAUGGCCUCCUGGGCGGCAUCCAUGUCGAAGAGGUAUGAGGCGAUGCGCCAGCCGAAGAUGGGGGCCUCCUGCGGGCCGACGGCCAGCCGGGGGGUCAGGAGGGCCGCGAGGGAGCGGUGGGGGGCGAGGGCGGCGUUGACGGCGGCCAUGACGGCAGUGGGCAGCUCGUUGAGCACUGCAGCGUACUCGGUCAGCACCAGCUGGCGCUGACGGCGACGCCCCUCUAUGGCCGCAGGAAGCCAUAGAAAAGCAGAGCUGGUUGUGGUGAUGCUGGUGAUGUCGGCCCCGGUGAUGUCGGCCCCCGCCCGCAGCAGCGUGCGGAUGGUCAUCUUGCGGUUGGCCAUCUCGGCGUCGUCCUCAUUCUGGGCCUGCAGGCGCUUAUCGAGCUCGUAGGCAGCCCUGGCGAGGGGCGUGUCGCCGCCGUUUUCGGCCCGUCUGUCGAUCUGGUCAGCGGGCAGCUUGCGGCAGAGGUAGUCGGCCACGUAGGGAGAGCCAUACUCUGCCGCGUAGUGCAUUGGCGUCUCCCCAAAGCCGGCAUCGACUGCCGUCAUGUCGGCGCCGUUCGCGGUGAUGAGGUCCAGGUAGCUGUCGAUGAAGGGCUGGGGAUAUUGCCCUCGCGUCAACAUGGCUGCCGCGUCCACCAGGUUCUCGCCAUAGCUUUCUUCGGUGGCGAGGGUGGGGUCUCGUGUGAUGAGUCGCUCAUACAUCGACAGCAGCACCUGCAGAUACUCGGCGGUGGGCUCACGCCGGGGACGGGGCAGCUGCAACACCAUGUCUGUGCCGUCUGCUGCGCGCAGGUCAAUGUCGUGACGAGCCACCAGCAGGAACACGUCAAAUGCCCUUCGGUUGCCCAGUGCGAUCGCCACCCACAAGGGCUUGCUGCACUGUGGGUGAGCGUCUGUUGUGUUGAUGUCGGCGCCUCCGUCGAGCAGUGCGGUGAGGAUCUCCGCCUGCAGCCCAUCUGACGACCACUUUGGCAGGGCCACGAAAGCGCAAGCACCACUGCCUGCUGCAUCGAUGGUCAUUACGCUGUAGGCCGUCUGGUUGUCAACGGCGAGACAGAGCAGUGAGUGGGCGAACCCAUGACGCUUGCUGCCCUUCUUCCGCAGCCGAGGCAUGACAUCUGGGUCGGCGCCGUCCUGCCGGAUGAGGGCGGUCACUCGGUGUGGGUCGAUGAUGGUGCGGCCGAUGACGCCCAAUGCCAGCUGCUUUGUGGCCUCGUUGGUGCCGAGGGGGAAGCGCGCCUCGAUGUCAGUGGGGCCCACACAGCCGUCAGGGACAGUCACGCCAGUGGCCACCACCACAUGGUGACCUGCAGUGCACAGCCACCACACGACGGAGGCACACAGUGAGUGUGUGUAUAGCAUUGUCACAUCUGUCUGUCGUCGUCGGAUGAGUCACCCUCCGCCUCACCAUCAUCACCAUCCGCCUCCUGCAUGGCAUCCCGACACCACAAAGGGGCAAGCACAAACGUGACGGACAUCGAAUCGCAUUGACUCGUGUUGUGUUCGUGAGUGAUUGAAUGAGUGCCUCACCGGUUCGCUCUCAGCUGCUGCUGCUCCUGCCUGUGCAUUUCGCUCCUCGUCAGCCAUCCCGCCCUGCUGCUGCUGCUGCUGCUGCUGCUCGUCUGACCGCAGACACAGGCGACGCACCGACAGAGAACACAUGAGUGUGCUGUGCUGCUGGUGUGUCGACUGAUCUGUGUGGCAUGAUCUGUCAGUUACUGACCAUCGACGCCAUUGCGAUUGUCGUCCUCUGCUGGUCCGCCGCCGCCAUGCCCCUCCUCGUCUACGUCGCCUGCAGACACAGUGAAACGCACGACCGCAUGAAACGCAUCAUGUGGCGGGAUGUAUUUGGUUGUGGUGUACCUGCAUCGCCAUCGGCAUCGUCCGCCGUGGCAGCAGAGGGCACGCCGAUGCCGUAAGACUCAGACAUCACUCAAACACGCACCUAUUAACCGCUGCAUCCACCACACAAAGAGAAAACCAUGAAAUGGGCUUAUGCCCCCCUGGAAGCUUUGUGUCUGUGCCUGCCCACCUAUCGUGUGUCGAAU
Molecule: messenger RNA, 2888 nt
Organism: Vitrella brassicaformis
Lineage: Eukaryota; Vitrellaceae
Source: the annotation of a GenBank genome assembly